AUGAGAUUAUUCGGUUUCGGGGGGCUAAAGAUCGGCUGUUGGAGUCGGAAAGCCGUUUUGGGGCCCGGUUGCUACACAGACGUAGUGUGGUUCGUCCCAUCCUUGGUUCGUAGUGCCGGUGAUGUGCAGCUGCUCCUUUCAGCUCCCGCGACAGAUCUCGGCACCAGCCUUGCAACUCGAUUGGGAGAUUGGCAUCCACCAGCUCGCGGCACCGCCUGUGCCCGGAGUCUUGUUACUUGCCUGUCACCACUACCCACGCACCCAUCCCUAACGAUCCUCUAUCAACGGAUCCCGACCUUGGGCCGGGAUGGGGGCCCGUGCCGCGGCGGGAGAGCCAAGCUGUCACAUCUUGAAAUGGCGAAAAUUGCUAGAUACAUAGCAGAGGUCCCUUGUGCUUACCGCUUAAUAUUGGAUCGUUAUGGGAAAGGGGGGGCGGGGAGGGGGUCCAAGUGUGCGGGCUGUGCGGGGUGUGAAGUCAGACAUUUGAGGUGUCUGGGAUCAGGUAAGCCCGUGCAGAGGAGCCUUCCGGCGCUUACCGUAUCACUAGUCAGUCUCGCAGCCGAGGCGAGGCCGGCAGGUUACCGAAGCUACUGGGUGCACGGUUUUAUUGAUAGUCUGGCGUAA
Messenger RNA from Gaeumannomyces tritici R3-111a-1, 624 nucleotides. RefSeq lists its product as hypothetical. The transcript has 4 exons. NCBI's taxonomy places the organism in Eukaryota, Fungi, Ascomycota, Sordariomycetes, Magnaporthales, Magnaporthaceae. The record is from RefSeq and is a predicted model, not a curated record. The coding region runs from base 1 to 624 and encodes 207 amino acids.